AGGCAGUGAGAGAUUCAAUGGUGUUGUUGGAGAGCUGUUCCUAAUUCUGCUUAUUAUUUUUAAAGGCAUCAUCUUUGGGAUGACGGGUUCUGCCAAGGUGGGGAAUUGGGGUGUUUUCAUGCAUGUUGUUGACUCGCGUUUUGAAGACACGGUUUGGGGUUUUCUGCUUCAGAGCUCUGUGUGUCUUGGGGCAUGCUUUUGGUCAUUCAUUCAAUCCUGGUGCAACUUCAUUUCAAAUAAAGAUGGUUGUGUCUUCAGAGGCAAUAAGAACUGCUUUUUGUGGUCAAUGCAACAGUUCUGUGUGUGCAGGUAGUUGUAUACUCUUUGUUAUCUUGCCCCCCUUUUAAUUUAAUUUAAUUUAAUAUUUUAUAUUUAUUUCCCCAAGCUUUAAAAAUCUAUUGUAAGCUUUAAGCAGUUUUGCGCUCUGUUACUGUUUUUUAUGGUGUGUUUAUAUACUUUUAUUAUUGGAUUUUAAGUUACCACUUCUUGCAAACUGCAAACUUUGUUGUAAGGCGGCCUAUGUAAAUACUAUAAAUGUAGCUCAGGGGCAGAACACAUACCUUGCAUGAGAAAGGUCCCAGGUUCAAUCAUUGGAAUCUCCAGGCAGGACUGUGAAAGACUUUUAUGAACUCUGGAGCGCUAUUGUCAGUCAUUGUCGACCAGCCUUUCCUAAGCAGCUGCAACCUUGUGUUCUCUGGAUGUUGUUGGACUACAGCUCCCAUGAGCUCCAGCCACCAUGGCUCAAUGGCCAGAGAUGAUGGGAGUUGUAGUCCAAAACAUUGGAGGGCACCAGGAUGAGGAACGCUGGUUUUAAAUUACCCAAAUUGCACCAACGCUCAUUAAUUUGUCUCAUCCCUUUUAAAAGUAUUCUACUGACCAUUGCGAUGUUCUAUGGCAGUGAAUUCUGUUGCAGUACUUACAAUGAACUUUUCUGCAAACCUCACACCUUUUAAAACCAUGCUUCUGAUUGAAUCCCGAGCCUUUUUAAAAAAAUGUGCUUACCGGUAAAUUAGGGGCUAGAUGUCCCAUAAUGAGCCCUGGCUCUGAACAGAGCAGAUUCCUUGAACUUGCCGGAACUUGUUUGCCUUUCAUAAUGCUGUCAUAAUGAGUUAGUAACUGGAGAUUUCCAAGGAAGACAUUGUUCUGUGACUUGCCAAUCAGAUUAUUGCCUUGGCACCCAAUGAAUUUGGACACAGGAGGUGCAGCAACAUCCAGCAUUCCUUGCUAUAUUGCUCUCCGUCCUGAGCCGUCCAUUAAUAAACUAUUUGUUUCUGAGAUUUGUUUCCUGCAUCACAUUUGUGACGGCUCUAAUCUGUUUCCCACUGGUACAAGCUCUGCUUAUCCCUACACACCAAUAUGAAACCCACCACUAUGGAGAUCCUGCUGCUUCUCUUGGCUGCAUUCCCUGUCAUGGGGGCCAAUGAUCCUACUGAUCCAAACAGCCCCUUUUAUUACAACUGGCAUAGGCUGCGUGUUGGCGGUUUGAUCAUUGCUGGUGUACUCUGUUUUCUGGGAAUUGUUAUCCUGCUGAGUGGAAAGUGCAAAUGCAAACCUAAGAGGAGAAACAGUGUCAACACCAUUCAAAAGCUCCCGAUUGCAGGAGAAGCCAGUGAAUGCUGAGUGAAGAUAAUGACUGCUCCCACUAACAUACCAGCCAUACCUGACUCCUCUCUCAAUAGAUGUAACACACUGGAUCUUUCAAUGGUUUUUUUGGGCCCUCACACCUGUAUUAGGUUUUUUAAUAAUAAUAAUAAUAAUAAGAGACAUAUAAUAAAAUUCUGGUGUUUUUCCUGAAA
Messenger RNA from Zootoca vivipara (common lizard), 1796 nucleotides. NCBI's taxonomy places the organism in Eukaryota, Metazoa, Chordata, Lepidosauria, Squamata, Lacertidae. The record is from RefSeq and is a predicted model, not a curated record.